CGAAAAAAAAACAUAACAUUAAUCAAUCAAAUCAUUUCCCACCUGACUUACAAUAUAAUCAAGAAUAACUUCAAAGCUUCAGUUAGCAUUUUAAAUCAAAAAACCAAAAAUGAAAGGGCAAUUCUAUACACAGUUACUUAAUUGCUAAGUACAGCCACGUUUAAUUACAAUUCCUAAUGUACCCUCCUUUACGUAACACUGUGCUCAUUCCAAAAGUUACUCAGCAAUUCAUCGUGAACGCUGUGCGUUUGUAAGCUUGGUGCAGAUCCCAGAGGAACACGAGGAUUACUUCCGAGAUGGUGAUGAUUAUAUAUAUACAGUAGAGUGGUACACUGAGAAGGGGUGAAGACGACCUCUUUUCUCUGUGGAUCAUCUUUAUUCAGGCACCGGUGAAUGAGUAUAGUAGAAGAAACUGGCAAUUAUGGCUAUCCUGUUUAGGAGCAUGUGGAGUCGGUUGAUGAUGAGAUUGGUUGACAAUUGACAACACUCGAAGAUGGUUUAGUGGUGGACUGGUGGCACCGCCGUAUUGGCAGCCUCUCUGCUGAAUUUACUCAUCCCGUUCGGCCGCCUGCCUCUUUCAACAGUGUAUAAAUGUGUGUAGAAAUAAUCAACUGUGAAAGUGCGUUCGUUGAUUCAUAAUAUGAGGCCGGCGAGUGGUAUUUAUUUCAGCCGUGUAAAACUUUUGGUUGUCUUCCUCCACGCCGGUGUAAGAGCCUUCUCUAGCAAUUUCACAGACCUGUCUAGAGCGACCGUUAAUUACUUCACUGUUUGGAGUUGCAGCCGUUGCUUCCCAGCCUUCGCUGUUUGGAGCUGCUUCGUUUGCGGCCAUUCAUCCCCAUCUCUCAGCAUCAACCCACCGUUCGAUUUCUUUGCCCCGCAGACUCGCAGUGCAGUGACCUACGCCAUAACCUCAUUCAGGUUCUCCAAACCUAGCCCUAACCUCAGCCUACUGCUCCGGACUCCCAUCGUUCCCGUCUUAUGUGGUAAUAAAGCGGCGGCGUUGGCUGAAAAUCAAGCUUUCAUUUAAACUUUAGUGUGAGUAUGUGUUUCUGUUUAUUUGUGCCUAUCGUCUAUUGGAAGCCUCUUGGUUUUGACUAGAUACCAGUGGUUUCAGGCUCUCGCUCAGCGGCGGAGGUGGAGGGGUGGCCAACCGGUGAUUUUGACUAGAUACCAUAAAUAAACAAAUAGAAACACGAAGAUACUACCACAUAAUCUUGGUUGCCUAGCUAUUUGAAAAAAAAUUAAAAAGAAAAACCAUGUGAAUAUCAAGGAGUGGCCUUUGAUGUAGUCAACAAAACAAAGAAUUUGAAAAUUAAAUUUUAAUUGACUAAUGGAGGUGCAGAGAAGCUUGAAAGGGAAUUGCAUGUUUGCUCAGCUCAACUAAAACGACUUUCUAGAAAAUGGUGAUGAAGAAAAUCAGUCUCCGCCUCCUCAUAACAAAUAAAAUCAAACUAUUAAAUUCAAAAAUUUGUAAAAUUAUCUUUUACACUAAAAAGAAUAAGGGAGAGAAUUCGUAAGAAUUCUUACUAUAUAAAUUUUAAAAUUGCUUAUAUUUUUAAUGUAAAAUUUUGUGUGUGAAUAUUUAUCUGUAAAAAUUCUUUGUACCGGCCCAGCCCAAGUCUUACUCCUAGCUACGCCCUUGCUCUCGCUCUUGAUUUGAUGCAUAUAUAUUCUUCAUCCUAUUGUUGCUUAAUUGUCUGGAUAUUAUAGAUAUGUUAUGUUUUUAUGGCCACUGGUGUUUAAAAUUUUUGGAUUCUGUUUUAAG
Messenger RNA from Cuscuta epithymum, 1765 nucleotides. Lineage: Eukaryota; Viridiplantae; Streptophyta; Magnoliopsida; Solanales; Convolvulaceae. The record is from the annotation of a GenBank genome assembly.